UCAUCCUGCUGCUGCUGUAUUCUCCUCCUGUAUUUUCUCUGGAUCGCUGUCUGUUUCCAGGCUCCACUCACUCGUUCACUCGCUCUCUCGGAUAUUGAGGGGAACAUGGCCCCCGGUAGGAGGAAGCCCCGGCGGCCGCUGCUGAACUGAACCAUGGAUGUUGACAGAGUGUGUGUCCACACGUCGGAGCUGUUCUUCGGCUCAGUUUAGCUGCAGACGCCGCUCACAGGGCCACCUUUGCCCUGACAAAGCCUUUGAAGAUGAACAUGGUGAAGAGGAUAAUGGGACGGCCACGGCAGGAGGAGUGCAGUCCUCAGGACAACGCUCUGGGCCUGAUGCACCUGCGCCGCCUCUUCUCCGAGCUGUGCCACCCGCCUCGUCACAUGACCCAGAAGGAGCAGGAGGAGAAGCUCUACAUGAUGCUGCCCGUCUUUAACAGGGUGUUUGGAAAUGCUCCGCCCAGCACCAUGAUGGACAAGUUCUCUGACCUGCUGCAGUUCACCACACAGGUGUCUCGUCUCAUGGUGACCGAAAUCAGACGGCGUGCGUCCAACAAAUCCACAGAGGCAGCAAGUCGAGCCAUCGUUCAGUUCCUGGAGGUGAAUCAGAGUGAGGAGGCCAGUCGUGGCUGGAUGCUGCUGACCACCAUCAACCUGUUGGCGUCAUCUGGACAGAAAACAGUGGACUGCAUGACGACCAUGUCCGUCCCCUCCACUCUGGUCAAAUGUCUCUACCUGUUCUUUGACCUGCCUCACAUGACCGAGGCCCCGCUGGGCUCCACCCAGCAGCCGCCGCCCCCACUGCCGCCAGCGUCCACUCAGGAGAAGAUGCCAGUCCAGAGCCACAGUCAGCCGGAACUGCCGCUGGCUGACCGCAGGGCACUGCUGCAAAAAGUCUUUGUCCAGAUCCUUGUGAAACUCUGCACCUUCGUGUCUCCGGCUGAGGAACUGGCUCAGAAGGAUGACCUUCAGCUGCUUUUUAGCGCCAUCACCUCCUGGUGCCCCCCCCACAACCUGCCAUGGAGGAGGAGCGCCGGCGACGUGCUGACGACCAUCUCCCGCCAUGGCCUGAGCGUCAACGUGGUCAAAUACAUACACGAGAAGGAGUGUCUGUCCACGUGUGUCCAGAACAUGCAGCAGUCUGAUGACCUCUCACCUCUGGAGAUCGUGGAGAUGUUUGCCGGCCUGUCGUGUUUCCUCAAAGAUUCCAGCGAUGUGUCUCAGACGCUGCUGGACGACUUCAGGAUGUGUCAGGGCUAUGCCUUCCUUUGUGACCUCAUGCUCAGACUGGAACAGGCUAAAGAGGAUGAAUCCAAAGAUGCACUGAAGGACCUGGUUAACCUGGUUACCUGUCUGACCACGUAUGGAGUGACAGACCUGAAGCCUGCAGGACUCACCACCGGCGCCCCCUUCCUGCUGCCUGGAUUCAUUCUGCCACAGCCUGCAGGCAAAGGACACACGGUGCGGAACAUCCAGGCCUUCGCUGUCCUUCAGAACGCGUUCCUGCGUGCUAAAAGUAGCCGCUUAGCGUGCAUGCUGCUGGACGCCAUCGGGAACAUCUACGCAGCAGACCCGGCCAACUACUUCAUCCUGGAGUCGCAGCACACGCUGUCGCAGUUUGCAGAGCGUGUGGCUAAAAUGGCUGACGCUCAGGUCAAGUACUUUGAGCUGCUGGAGUUCGUGGUCUUCAGCCUUAACUACGUUCCGUGUAAGGAGCUGUUCAGUGUGAGCGUGCUACUCAAAGCCAGCACGUCGCACGCCUGCAGUGUCACGGCCGUGCGCACGCUGCUGAAGCUGGCGAGACACGACCCGGUGUUCAGUGAUGUCCUCAGAGAGGUGGGUCUGCUGGAGGUGCUGGUCAACCUGCUGCACAAGUACGCUGCCUUGCUCAAGGACCCGGCCACGCAGCAGCCGCCAACGCCACACAGCAACGACCAAGCUGAGUGUAAGAAAAACUCAGUAGCUGAGGAGCAGAAACAGUUAGCCUGGUUAGUGAUGGACACACUGACCGUUCUGCUGCAGGGCAGCAACAUCAGCAGCACGAAUGCAGCUCUGUUCAGAGAGUUUGGCGGCGCUCGCUGCGUCCACAACAUCGUGAAGUAUCGUCAGUGUCGUGAACAUUCCCUCUGCAUCAUCCAGCAGCUCAUCCUCUCUCCUACUGGAGACGACGACAUGGGAACUCUACUGGGACUGAUGCACUCAGCCCCGCCCACUGAGCUGCAGCUCAAGACUGACAUCCUGAGGGCACUGUUGGCGGUGCUUCGUGAAAGUCACCGCACACGUACGGUCUUUCGUAAAGUGGGUGGUUUCGUGUACGUCACUUCUCUGCUGGUUGCCAUGGAGCGCUCACUGUGUCAGCCACCGCGUCACGGCUGGGAGCGCGUCAACCAGAACCAGGUGUUUGACCUCCUGCUCACCGUCUUCUGCACGCUCACCGCCGCCAUGCGCUACGAACCCGCCAACUCGCACUUCUUCCGCACAGAGAUCCAGUUUGAGAAGCUGGCGGACGCCGUGAGGCUGCUCGGCUGUUUCUCCGACCUGAAGAAGAUCUCGUCCACCGCCGCGUUUCCCUCCAACGCUCAGCCUUUCCAGAGGCUGCUGGAGGACGACGCUGCCCCCGGAGGCUGUGCAGGAGACAGCGUUUGUCCCACACUCAGACACUGCAGCAAACUCUUCAUCUACCUGUACAAGAUGGCCACCGACUCCUUCGACAGUCGUGCGGAGCAGCUUCCUCCCUGUCUGACUCAUGAGACCUCGCUGCCCUCACCCUGGGGCACGCCUGCCCUCGCCAGGAAGAGACAUGGUUACUACGGGACGUCCGCCUCCUCCUCCUCCUCCUCCUCCUCCUCCGCCCCAGCCAAAGCCCUCACUGACCUCAAACUCCAACUCUCUAGCCCCGUCCACCAUGUGUCCUCCUCUUCCUGGUCUGACAUGGUGGUCAUCCACCCGGGGGCGGUGCUGGCCAUGCUGGACCUGCUGCCGUCCGUCUGCUCCGACAGCCAACCAGAGCAUGCACUGGACCUGCAGCUGGCCGUGGCUAACAUCCUGCAGCUACUGGUGAACAGUGAGAGGAACCAGCAGGUUCUGUGUGAGUCCAGUCUGCACCAACGUGUGCUGCAGCGCUGCAGUCACGCUCUGAGUGAUGAAGAUCACCCGCUGCACCCCCCGCUGCAGAGGAUGUUUGAGAGGCUGGCAUCACAGGCUCUGCAGCCCAUGGCCCUCAGAGAAUUCUUACGUCUGGGAAAUCCUCUCAACUGUGGAGCCUGGGACAAGAAGCUGCUCAAACAAUACAGAGUCCACAAACCCAGUUCACUGAGCUACGACGUAGACAUGAGAGGCAGUAUGACCAUGUCCAUGGAAGGCUUUGGCCCCGACAGCGUCUUCACGACUCCGGCGGAGGAUAACGGUCAGUAUCGUAUCAGCCGCAGUCUGGUGCGGUCAGCAGAGGGCAGCACUGUUCCUCUCACCCGAGUCAAGUGUCUAGUCUCCAUGACGACGCCCCAUGACAUCCGCUUGCAUGGGUCUGCUGUUACGCCAGCGUUUGUGGAAUUUGACACAUCGCUGGAAGGUUUCGGGUGUCUGUUUCUGCCCAGUGUAGCUCCUCCUCACAACUCUCCCUCUAGUGCCACCACCAGCUCAGCUGUCACUGACGGAACAGUUCUAAGUGGAAUGGGCUCAGGGGAGCGCUUGUUUCCUCCACCCUCAGGACUCAGUUACUCCUCCUGGUUCUGUGUGGAGCGCUUCAGUUCUCCGCCUCACUGUCACUCUGUCCGUCUGCUGACCGUGGUCCGUCGGGCCGUGUCUUCAGAGCAGCACUACGUCUGUCUCGCCGUGGUUCUGUCCACCAAAGACCGAACACUGACCGUGUCCACCAAGGAGGAGCUGCUGCAGACGUACUCUGACGAGUGGAGCGAGGAGUCGAGCUUCUACGAGCUGCUGCCGUGCUGCGCUCGUUUCCGCUGUGGCGAGCUGAUCGCGGAGGGUCAGUGGCACCACCUGGUGUUGGUGAUGAGUAAAGGCAUGCUGAAGAACAGCAUGGCCACGCUGUACAUCGACGGACAGCUCGUCAACACGGUCAAGCUUCACUACAUCCACAGUGCUCCGGGCGGCUCCGGCUCCGCUAACCCUCCCGUGGUCAGCACGGUUUACGGUUACGUGGGGACGCCGCCGGCUCAGCGCCAGCUCUCCAGCCUGGUGUGGCGCCUGGGGCCGAGUCACUUCCUGGAGGAGGUUCUGCCCGCCUCCAGUGUCACCGCCAUCUUUGAACUGGGCCCCAACUAUGUGGGCAGUUUCCAGGCCGUGUACCUGCCAUGUAAAGACGUGUCCCCUGCGUGUCCAGUGGUGCUGGUUCCAGAGGAGAAAGUGUCUUUCAGUCUGUACGCGGUCUCUGUGUCCACACUGACUGUCGCCAAGAUCAGGAAAGUUUACAACAAACUGGACAGUAAAGCAAUCGCUAAACAGCUGGCCGUGUCGUCUCAUGAAAAUGCGACCCCAGUCAAGCUGAUCCAUAACGCCGCUGGUCAUCUCAACGGUCCCGCCCGCACCAUUGGAGCAGCUGUGAUUGGUUACUUAGGCGUCCGCGUCUUCGUCCCCAAACCUGUCGCCACCAACCUGCAGUACGUGGGCGGGGCGGCGGCCAUCUUGGGUCUGGUUGCCAUGGCGUCAGAUGUGGAGGGUCUGUAUGCAGCCGUGAAAGCUCUGGUGUGUGUGGUGAAGAGUAACCCGCUGGCGAGUAAGGAGAUGGAACGCAUCAAAGGUUACCAGCUGCUGGCCAUGCUGCUGAAGAAGAAACGCUCACUGCUCAACAGUCACAUCCUUCAUCUGACCUUCUCUCUGGUGGGCACGGUCGACAGCGGCCACGAGACCUCCAUCAUACCCAACUGCACCGCCUUCCAAGACCUGCUGUGUGACCUGGAGGUUUGGCUUCACGCCCCCUACGAGCUCCACCUCUCUCUGUUCGAGCACUUCAUCGAGCUGCUGACCGAGUCCAGUGAGGCGGCAAAAAAUGCCAAACUUCUGCGAGAGUUUCAGCUGAUUCCUCGUCUGCUGCUGACGCUCAGAGACAUGACGCUGUCACAAGCCACGGUGACUGCUGUCAGCAACGUCCUGAGUCUGCUGCUGCACGGCUUUACACACACACAAGACCUGCUGAGGUUCGGUCAGUUCAUUUCCUCGACUCUGCCCACGUUUGCCGUGUGUGAGAAGUUUGUCGUCAUGGAAAUAAACAAUGAGGAGAAAAUUGAUUCAGGCAACGACGAGGACUUUGGAGGUUUGUUGUCUGCAAACCUGAUCCUGCUGAGGAACCGACUGUUGGAAAACCUGCUGCAUCUGCUCUUCACCUCCAAAGAGAAGAGCAGCGUCAACGCUCAGGCGUGUGAGGAGCUGGUGCGGACGCUGGGCUUUGAUUGGCUGCUGAUGUUCAUGGAGGAACAUGUUCACUCCAGCACGGUGACAGCGGCGCUGUGGAUCCUGGUGGUUCUACUCUCUAACCAGUCCAUUCUCAACCGCUUCAAAGAGGGCGUGUGUGGCGGCGGCUGGCUCGACCACACCGACUCAGUGCUGACAAAUAAGAUCGGCACCGUGCUGGGUUUCAACGUGGGCCGCAGCGCCGGCGGACGCUCCACGCUGAGAGAGAUCAACCGGGACGCGUGUCAUUUCCCAGGAUUCCCUGUGCUGCAGACGCUGCUGACCAAACACACCAAUGUACCGGAGCUGUACUUCCUGCUGAUGGCGCUGUUUCUGCAGCAGCCAGUCACAGAGCUGCCAGACAGUCUGCAGGUACAUUUUGACCUGGACUCUAUCUGGACCUUCAUCUUCGGUGUCUCCGCCUCCAGUGGAGCCGUGCUCAGCUCCGUCCACAGCGUCUGCACUGAGGCCGCGUUUCUGCUGCUCGCUAUGCUACGUAGCAUGUUCAACCUGCCGUGGCAGUCGGAGGAGGAGGGUUCGUGGCUCAGAGAAUACCCCGUCACACUCAUGCAGUUCUUCAGGUACCUCUACCACAACGUGGCUGAUCUGGCGCCCAUGUGGCACAGCCCAGACUUCCUGUGCGCCCUGGCGGCCUCCGUCUUCCCCUUCAACAUCAGGCCGUACUCUGAGAUGGUCAGUGAUCUGGACGAUGAAGCCGGUUCUCCCAUUGAGGAGUUCAAAGCGUUCUCUGGAGACUCGGGAAUGAACCGCAGUCAGUCCGAGUACUGCAACGUCGGCUCCAAGACGUCGCUCACCAACCACCCUGCCAAAAAGUAUGUCUUUGACUUCAUGAGGGUUCUGAUCAUGGACAACCUGUGUACGACACCGGCAAGCAAGCAGACGCCGGUCAUCGACCUGCUGCUGGAGGCGUCUCCAGAACGUUCCACCAGAACGCAGCAGAAAGAGUUUCAGUCCAGUGUCCUUGACGGUGUCAUGGAACAUCUGCUGGCCGCAGAUGUCCUGUUAGGUGAAGAUGCGUCUCUGCCACUCAGCAGCAGUGGCAGUUAUCACGUCCUCGUCAACAACGUCUUCUACUUCACUCAGCGAGUGGUGGACAAACUGUGGCAGGGAAUGUUCAACAAGGACUCCAAGAUGGUGGUGGACUUCAUCGUCCAGCUCAUAGGACAGUCUAAGAGGCGGGCCCAGGGUCUGUCUCUGGACGUCAUCUAUCACAGUCUCAAUCGGACCGUGCUGUACCAGCUGAGUCGACCUCAUAAGACAGUGGCUCAGCAGGUGGCGCUGCUGGACGCCCUGCGUGUUCUGACCGUCAACCGUAACCUGGUUCUGGGUCCAGGAAACCAUGACCAGGACUUUGUGGCAUGUUUGGCUCACUGCUUCAUUUGCCUGCACAGCGGGAGCAGCGUGGACGGCUUCGGUCUGGAGGCCGAGGCCAGGAUGACGACAUGGCACGUGAUGAUGGCCACGGAGAACGAGGCGGAUGCCACGCACAACCACGACGUUAGUGAGGGGCGACAGCUGCUGCUGAAGGCCGUUAACCGUGUGUGGACAGAGCUGAUGCACAGUAAACGUCAGAUGCUGGAGGACAUUUUCAAAGUGUCUCUGCCGUGCAACGACCGAGGACACGUGGACAUCGCCACAGCGCGCCACGCCCUAGAAGAACCCGCGCUCAAAAGCUGGCAGAACCACUUGGUACAUGAGAGGAAGUGCAUCAGUCGUGGUGAAGCUGUGGCUCCAGCGUCUCAGUCCAAACUGUCACGGGUUAGCAGUGGCUUCGCUUUGUCCAAGUUAACGGGCGUUCGUCGUAACAAGAAGGAGAACAGUCUGAACAAGAACAAUGUUUCAGCACAGGAGACGUUUCAGUGGAUGUUCACUCACAUCGCGGUGGUCAGAGACCUGGUGGCUCUGCAGUACAAAGAACAUCAGGAGCGGCAGCAGAACGCUCUGAAGUACGUGACAGAGGAGUGGGCGGGGAUCGAGUACGAGCUGCUGCGUGAGCGCGGUCUGUGGGGUCCGCCCAUCGGCUCUCACCUGGACAAGUUCAUGUUGGAGAUGACGGAGGGUCCGUGUCGCAUGAGGAAGAAGAUGGUUCGUAACGACAUGUUCUACAUCCACUACCCUUACAGUCCUGACACAGAGAACAGCGCCACCUCUGCUCAGAAGCCUCUGCGUUACCGGCGCGCCGUCAGCUAUGACAGUAAAGAAUACUACAUGCGUCUGCUGUGUGGAAAUCCCGGCAUGUACCAGCACUCAGUGGAACACAGCACAGAGGGAGAGACGCCGCCGCACGAGCCCGAGCACGGCGAGGACACCAUCGCCAGGGUCAAAGGUCUGGUGAAGGCGCCGCUCAAACGUUCUCGGUCGACGGCGGAUGGCGGCGAUGAAGACGGUCAGGAGCAGAUUCAGGAUCAGCUGAUGGAGUCUGGAGGCCUGGAGGACGAGCAGAGGACGGACAACACGUCACUGCUGCGCCUCCUGGAGGACGGAGAGAAGAUCCAGCACAUGUACCGAUGCGCCCGGGUCCAGGGUCUGGACACCGGCGAGGGGCUGCUGCUGUUCGGGAAAGAACAUUUCUACGUUAUCGACGGUUUCACCAUGACCGUGUCCCGUGAGAUCAGAGACAUCGACACACUGCCGCCAACUUUACAUGAGGCCAUCAUCCCCAGAGGAGCGAGACAAGGUCAGAGUCAGUUAAAGAGAAGCUGCAGCAUCUUUGCCUACGAGGACAUUAAAGAAGUUCACAAGAGGAGAUACCUGCUGCAGCCAAUGGCAGUGGAGGUUUUUUCUGCAGAUGGAAGGAACUACCUGUUAGCUUUUCAGAAAGGAGUCCGCAACAAAGUCUACCAGAGGUUCUUGGCUGUGGUGCCUUCACUGACCGACAGCUCUGAGUCUGUUUCAGGUCAAAGGCCAAACACCAGUGUGGAGCAGGGGUCUGGAUUACUCAGCACUCUGGUUGGUGAGAAAUCAGUGACUCAGCGGUGGGAGCGUGGAGAGAUCAGUAACUUCCAGUACCUGAUGCACCUGAACACGUUGGCCGGUCGCUCGUAUAACGACCUGAUGCAGUAUCCAGUUUUCCCGUGGAUCCUGGCCGACUAUGACUCUGAGGAGUUGGACCUGAAUAACACGAAGACAUUCCGUAACCUGUCCAAACCAAUGGGCGCGCAGACGGACGACAGACUGACACAGUACAAGAAGAGGUACAAGGACUGGGAGGAUCCUAACGGUGAAACCCCGGCGUACCACUACGGCACACACUACUCCUCCGCCAUGAUUGUGGCGUCUUACCUCGUCCGUAUGGAGCCGUUCACUCAGAUCUUCCUCAGACUUCAGGGAGGACACUUUGACCUGGCAGACAGGAUGUUCCACAGUGUGCGUGAAGCCUGGCUCUCCGCCUCCAAACACAACAUGGCCGACGUCAAAGAGCUCAUCCCAGAGUUCUUCUAUCUGCCAGAGUUUCUGCUCAACUCCAACAACUUUGACCUGGGAGCCAAACAGAACGGAACCAAGUUAAGUGACGUCAUCCUGCCGCCGUGGGCCAAGGGCGACCCACGAGAGUUCAUCAGAGUCCACAGAGAGGCUCUGGAGUGUGAUUAUGUGUCGUCUCACCUUCACGAGUGGAUCGACCUGAUCUUCGGUCAUAAGCAGCAGGGACCUCCUGCUGUGGACGCGGUGAACGUCUUCCACCACCUGUUCUAUGAAGGACAGGUGGACAUUUACAACAUCAACGACCCGCUCAAAGAGACGGCCACCAUCGGCUUCAUCAACAACUUUGGACAAAUCCCCAAACAGCUGUUUAAGAAACCACACCCUCCCAAACGUGUUCGCAGUAAAGCUAACGGAGACGUAGCAAACGUUCCUCCGAGUGCUAACAGCGACAAGAUCUUCUUCCAUCAUCUGGACAAUCUGAGACCUUCACUGACACCUGUGAAAGAGUUGAAGGAGCCCGUGGGUCAGAUUGUGUGCACAGAUAAAGGAGUCCUGGCUGUGGAGCAGAACAAAGUUCUGGUCCCGCCCUCCUGGAGUAAGACGUUUGCGUGGGGUUACGCUGACCUCAGCUGUCGCUUAGCAAACUACGAGUCUGAUAAGGCCCUGGUCGUGUACGAGUGUUUGUCCGACUGGGACCAGAUUCUCUGCUCCAUCUGUCCAAACCCAAAACUGGUCAUCACAGCCGGAACCAGCACUGCCAUCUGUGUGUGGGAGACAGGGAUGAGCAAGGAGAGAGCCAAGACCCUGACCCUGAAACAGGCGUUACUGGCUCACACUGACGCGGUCACAUGUCUCACGGCGUCAGCGUCAUACCACAUCGUGGUCAGCGGCUCCAGGGAUCGAACCUGCAUCAUCUGGGACCUGAACAAACUGUCGUUCAUCACACAGCUGCGAGGACACCGCGCGCCCGUCUCUGCUCUCUGCAUCAACGAGCUGACGGGUGACGUUGUGUCGUGCGCUGCCACACACAUCCAUGUGUGGAGUAUUAACGGGAGUCCUCUCGCCAGCGUGAACACGUUCACGGGCCGCAGUCAGCUGAUCCUGUGUGUGUGCGUGUCUGAGAUGAACGAGUGGGACACACAGAACGUCAUCGUCACGGGUCACUCUGACGGCGUCGUCAGGUUUUGGAGGACGGAGUUUCUCCAGGUUCCAGAAACUCCCGCUCCUCAGCCCGUCGAGCCCGACGUGUCCGACUGCUGCCAUGACGACAAGAUUGAAGGUGGUGAGAGUCACCAUGGCGACGACGACAGCAGCGAGUCGGAUGCAGACGAACAAAGUCAAGAGUCCAAAGAACCAGGAGGAGGAGGAGGAGGGAGUCAGGCCAACAGCACCACCCACAGGCCCACAGCAGCAGGUGUGUCGUGGACGAUGAUGGACAGCGUCUCCGAGGACAGUCACCGUUGGUCAGAUUCUCUGAGCAUCGAUGAGAAAGACGGUUUUGUGUUUGUGAAUUACUCUGAAGGUCAAAGCAAAGGUCAACUCGCUUUCGUAGGCCACACCUCCUCGCAGCCACCUCCACCAAUGACGACGACAGUGGCAGAGGCUCGAACCUACAACCAGCUGAGGGCGGGUCACAGGUGGGAGCGUCAGCUGGUUUUCCGCAGUAAGCUAACGAUGCACACGGCAUUUGAUCGUAAAGAUAACGCUCAGCCGGCAGAAAUCACCGCUCUCUCCAUCUCCAAGGACCACAGUAAGAUCCUGGUGGGGGAUGGACGUGGGCGUGUCUUCAGCUGGUCCGUGAGCGAGCAGCCUGGACGCUCAGCGGCCGAUCACUGGAUCAAAGACGAGGUGGUGGACAGUUGUUCAGGCUGCAGCGUCCGCUUCUGUCUGACCGAGAGGAGACAUCACUGCAGGAACUGUGGACAGCUCUUCUGCCACAGGUGCAGUCGUUUCCAGUCAGAGAUCAGGAGGUUAAAGAUCUCGUCUCCGGUCAGAGUUUGUCAGAACUGUUAUUUUAACCUGCAGCACGAGCGCGGUGCCACAGCUAACAUUAGCACUGUUGCUAACGGAGGCGGAGACAGCAGUGGUGUCUGAAACUGAGGCUCCUCCCACACAAGCCACACCUCCAUCCACUUUCUGCAGCAGGAGGUCGUGACAUCAUCAUCACCAUGACGAUGAAGGUCAUUCACCACUUUAUUACCCGCUGCACGUUACGCCCACUCUGUGGAAGCUCCACCCCCUCACAGGUUCAAAGACACUUGUCCAUAAUGUAAAUAAUGACACAACCUUUUUAACACAAAGGUCAACAAAAAAUAAACAAACACAGAGGAUUGUGGGUAAUCAGUCACAGAGAACAAGGUUUUUUUCUUUAUCAGCCAAGUUUUACUCACACACACUAUUACACAAACACACACACUAUUACACACAAACAC
Molecule: messenger RNA, 11281 nt
Organism: Solea senegalensis (Senegalese sole)
Lineage: Eukaryota; Metazoa; Chordata; Actinopteri; Pleuronectiformes; Soleidae
Gene: wdfy3
Product: WD repeat and FYVE domain containing 3
Exons: 67
Coding region: 261-10943 (3560 amino acids)
Molecular function (GO): metal ion binding; protein binding
Source: RefSeq, a predicted model, not a curated record